GUAGUAGCACAAAAGUAGCCGGCAAGCCGCAUCCCGCUUCGCAACAGAGGUUUGAUUACAGUCAGAAGAGACUCAGAAAGUUUUAGAGAGAGUUCUGGAAAGCAACGCUCCUCAGCCGUCCGGGGAGCGACCUGCGAACUGAUCUUAGUCCUGGUCUGAGGGAGGGAGGCGGGUUACCAUUGUCAAGUUGCAAAGGUGCGUCCAGACUCCAGACGUUACUCCUGAAAAUUACAAUGGCUGACCGAUUCGACUGUGAUAACUGCAAAGAAUCUCUGUAUGGGCGCAAAUACAUCCAAUCAGACGACAGUCCUUACUGCAUCCCCUGUUAUGACAACCUGUUCUCAAACACAUGCGAUGAAUGCAAAGAGCUGAUUGGCCAUGAUGCAAGGGAGCUGUUCUAUGAAGACAGGCAUUACCAUGAGCACUGCUUCCGCUGUUUUCGCUGCGAUCGCUCUCUGGCAGAUGAGCCCUUCACCAGCCAGGAUGAUGCACUGCUCUGCAAUGACUGCUACUGUAAUGAAUUCUCCUCCAAAUGUGUAGCCUGUGACAAGAUUGUUAUGCCAGGAACCAGAAAGUUGGAGUAUGCGGGGUCUACAUGGCACGAGGGCUGCUUCAUAUGUCACAGCUGUGAACAGCCAAUUGGCUCGAAGUCCUUUAUUCCUGACAAGGAUGAGCACUACUGCGUGCCUUGCUACGAGGAAAAGUUUGCACCACGGUGCACGCGCUGUAAAAAGGCUCUGGCUAAAGGUGGUGUGACUUAUCGGGAUGAGCCAUGGCAUAAGGAGUGUUUUGUGUGCACCAGCUGUAAGACACAGCUGGCGGGUCAACACUUCACCUCCAGAGACGACAGCCCUUACUGCCUGAAGUGCUUUGGCAGCCUGUACGCCAAGAAGUGCGAAGCCUGCAGCAAACCAAUCACAGGUUUUGGAGGAGGAAAGUACAUCUCAUUUGAAGAACGACAGUGGCAUCAGCCAUGUUUCACCUGCUCCCAGUGCUCCGUCUCACUUGUAGGAGCUGGCUUUUUCCCUGAAGGCGACCGAAUCCUGUGCCGUGACUGCCACAACAGCCUAUAAAGCAACCAUUUACCAGAUGCUAAAAUUCCUUUGACUCACUUUUUGCUAUAGCUUUUUUUUAAUAACCCCAGGUCAUUAACUAAGGAGGCUAAUGCAGGCUAACAAAUGAUGCCUCAGGUAAUUUUUCUAAAAAGAUAUCAGCUUCUCAGUGGUCCUUUCUGCACAAGAGUUUCAUAUUGGAGCUACAGUGUCCUGUUGAUGGUGCAUUAUUGCCAUGAAUCACUUUAAAUAUUUCCUCCUUAACUAGAAAGUUAAUAUUUCUUUUUAUGGAGUGCCUUAUUAACAACAUUAUCUAUAUGUUAUGUACUGUUAAAGCAAUGAAAAACAGAACUCUUGUCACUUUGCCAAAGAUUUCUUUCCUUUCUUUCUUUCAUAAAAAGUAAAUUCAGGUAAAAGUCAGGCUCUGAGGAGAAGACAAAGUACACUGAUACAGUAUCAUAUAUAAACCUUGCAGUUUUCAUUUUACAUGUAUGGUGGAAUUACUGUUUAAAUGCUCUUAUAACUGCAGUUUUAUGCAUUUUGAAUGUUGCUUUUCUUCAGAUUUAUCUUUCUAUAAUUUGACUUACUUAAUGCAUCUUUGAGAACUUACUGUAUAUAAUGGUAUAGAAGGAGAUGUGACAGUUUUGUAAAAAGUGGCUAAAUUAGACCAAUUUUCAUAAAUUAUAAUGUUAAAGUCAAAGUUAGAAGAAAAUAAGUCUUACUGAUGUUAGGUUCUGGUCGUACUAUUCAUUUGCACUUUUGGGAAAUUGUUCUUAUCAUACCAUGUAAUGUGCACAUAAAAACACAAUUCAAAGACAUGGCACAAGACAUAGACCACUUUUUUUGUAUCUGCCUAUGUUGAAUUUUGCAAUGACACUUAUUUGACUUAAGUUUAAUCUUUUUCCUCUUUUUUUCAGUUGUCAUAAUGUAUCUCUUCAUCAUCAAUGUGCAAAAAAGUCAGUGUUUAUUACCCAAAAGAAGCUGAAAAAUGCAUAAAUAUUGUGCAUUGCAAAAAUAUGCAUGUCUUUAUCUGUCAUGAUUUGCCUUAGUAAUUAUUUUAUUGCUGUUAAUGCUGUUAGUGUUUCAUCUUUUAUAAGUUUGAAUCAUGUAUGUGAAAAAAUUUAUUAAAAUAACUAUAAUUUGAUUAUUUCAGCUUUGAUGCUGGUAAGUCAGAGUUGGCAAAUUUAUCUUUUUAAGAUGGAAAACAGGCCAUCCAGAUGAUGAUCAUAUGAACUUACUGUAAAUCAGUUGAUGACUGACGUGUCUGAAUUUUUACUUAUGUUUUUGACACUUUAUUAAACCAAUUGUCACUGA
This is a messenger RNA of Melanotaenia boesemani (Boeseman's rainbowfish), 2366 nucleotides long. It is a transcript of the gene fhl3a, whose product is annotated as four and a half LIM domains 3a. Gene Ontology annotation, biological process: actin cytoskeleton organization. NCBI's taxonomy places the organism in Eukaryota, Metazoa, Chordata, Actinopteri, Atheriniformes, Melanotaeniidae. Gene Ontology annotation, cellular component: stress fiber; nucleus; Z disc. Gene Ontology annotation, molecular function: actin binding; transcription coregulator activity. The record is from RefSeq and is a predicted model, not a curated record. The transcript has 6 exons. The coding region runs from base 234 to 1073 and encodes 279 amino acids.